AUGGAUCAAGAAUUCCUCCCUCAGUCUCGACAACCAACACCGCGUGAAAGAGUUAAAGCCCGCCUGCAGAGGAGGGGCACCUCCGACCACCCGCAACAACAAUCACCCACACAGCCAUCAGAGCACUACAAUCACCAAAGCACGCAGAACAGCGCCGCACUCAGUCUAUCAGCAGUGGACGAAGAGAUUUCAUUUUCGCCUCGCUCCAAGUGCAUGCCGCCUCAGGAAGGGUCGGAGAUGAUCCUCGUACGGUUGACUGAUACGCCUCAGGAGGACAACAAUGACCUUGGUCAGGAUCAACCUACCAAACCGACCGACCGAGUCCUAUAUUUUGGAGACGAGUCGAUCUGGUCUGAUAGCCUUCGAAGAGCUCGGAGCAGCAAAUCCCGAUAUCCUGCAAGCCCACAGCUUCUAAGCACCCGAUUAUUGGUGGACAGUAACAACAUCCAUUAUGCGGUGCCUCCAACAGUCAAGGAUCAGCCGCAGGACAUUCCUCAGGAUGAUCUCGAUGUUCGGCAGGAAGAAAUGAAGUUGCUCCAGAGGAAAGGAGCCUUUUCUCUACCACCUCCCAACAUCCAACGGAAACUUCUCGAUGUGUAUUUCACCUGGCUAUAUCCCUUACAGCCCAUACUCGAUAAAGAACAGUUUCUCGACGACUUUGACAGGGGUCAAGCACCCAUAAUUCUUCUCCAAGCAUUGCUAUUUGCCGGCACGACCUGCUGUGACGAAAGUGUCGUCGUCCAAUUUUGGCCCAGUCGCCGAGCUGCUCAAUCCACCCUGUACAAGCGGGUCAGGGCGCUGUAUGAUGCGGAUCACGAACAGAAUCGGGUCACGAUCGUGCAAGCUCUCUUCCUCAUGUGUUUGUGGUGGGGGAGUCCCAUGGACAAAAAGGACUUUAGACACUGGUUGGCGGCAUCUAUCCAUCUGGCACAAGUGACUGGCAUGCAUCGGUCGACCAAAGACUCCCAUCUGCCCACCAAAGACAGAAGGCUCUGGAAACGUAUCUGGUGGACGUUAUAUGUCCGGGAUCAUUUCGAUGCUGCGUCCGUAGGCCGGCCCAUGAUCAUCCAUGACGACGAUUGCGACGUCGAGCCUUUGUGCCUGACUGAUUUUGAAUGCGACGAGAAUGGAAUGCCACCGGUGGGAGCUAUGUAUUGUAUCGAAAUGACGAAACUGGCGACUCUAAAAUCCAAGCUGAUAUGCAAAGUCGGCCGAGCCAUUCGAACCGUCCGAUCCAGUCAAAGUGACAGAGAUCCUCCCACGGACUCCAAAGGAGCCAUUGAUUACGAUCUUUCGGCUUGGGAAAAGCAGCUGCCCGAGCAGUUACGAUACCACGAAGAGGAGUGUAGCCCACAGGCCAAGCUGUUUGCAGCCAUGCUAAUGCUGGCCCUCCAUUUCUGCCGGAUUGUCCUGCAUCGAAAAGGCUUCCUGGACUCGACGAAACACGAGAACGAGACCAAUUCGAUGGCCCCAGCGUCUGCGAAUGUUGUAACUCGGAUUGUCGAAGAACUCCUGAGCGAGGGUCUUCUGCCGCGGACACAAGUACAUUUAAUCGCGGUGAUUUUUGCCUCGUUCACGAUCCAUAUUGUUUCGAUGGAGCAAAGCCAGGGCGCACGCCGGCGAGUCCUGCAACACAAGGCCAAGAUGUGCCUAUUAGGUCUUGCCGAGUUUCGUGACUAUUGGCCCUUUGUGGACUGGAUGUAUCGACUAUUCAGUGGUCUCUUGCACUGGCUCGAGGUCGGGGACAGUAACACCUUGAACUCCCCCUUUUUCUCCUUCGAGGGCCACCACAACCAGCCACUGUGUACAACCACCCAGCUUCGUCCAGAGCACAUGCCUCUACAAGCUGCCGCCGCCGCCGCUGCGGUUGAACUGACGGAUAACAGCAUCACAGACGUUACCACCACUACCCAUGGUGAUAACAGCACGGCCGUGUCUCUGCCGCUCUCGUAUGAGCAAGAUGCAUGUUCCAUGACCGAUGCUCCGCCCGAUCAUUCCGGCAUGCUCCAGCAAUUCAUGUCCGGCAUGUUGACAUCAGACAACUUUCUGGACCCGUUUAUGCCACUGGAAAAUCUCGAUUGGGGUGAUAUGAUCCCAACGUGGCCAACUUAG
Molecule: messenger RNA, 2112 nt
Organism: Exophiala spinifera
Lineage: Eukaryota; Fungi; Ascomycota; Eurotiomycetes; Chaetothyriales; Herpotrichiellaceae
Exons: 6
Coding region: 1-2112 (703 amino acids)
Biological process (GO): DNA-templated transcription
Molecular function (GO): zinc ion binding; DNA binding
Source: RefSeq, a predicted model, not a curated record